GCGGCGGGCGCGGCGCGAUGUGCGAGCGGGCGGCGCGCCUGUGCAGGGCCGGCGCGCACAGGCUGCUCCGGGAGCCGCCGCCGCAGGGCCGAGCGCUGGGCGGGCUGCUGCGCUGGGUGGGCGCCAGGAUGGGCGAGCCCCGGGCGCCGCUGGCCCCCGCGGACCCCGCGGACCCAGGCCCCGGCCCCGCCUCGCCGCGCGGGGGCACCGCCGUCAUCCUGGACAUUUUCCGCCGCGCCGACAAAAAUGAUGAUGGGAAGCUGUCCUUGGAGGAAUUCCAGCUCUUCUUUGCAGAUGGCGUCCUCAAUGAGAAAGAACUCGAGGAUCUCUUUCACACGAUUGAUUCUGACAACACCAACCACGUGGACACCAAGGAGCUAUGUGAUUAUUUCGUGGACCACAUGGGUGACUAUGAGGACGUCCUGGCCUCCCUGGAGACCUUGAAUCACUCUGUCCUGAAGGCCAUGGGCUACACCAAGAAGGUAUAUGAGGGCGGGAACAAUGUGGACCAGUUUGUGACCCGCUUCCUCCUGAAGGAGACGGCCAAUCAGAUCCAGUCGCUGCUCAGCUCCGUGGAGAGUGCGGUGGAGGCCAUCGAGGAACAGACCAGCCAGAUCCGACAGAACCACAGCAAACCCAGCCACGGUGUGGCGCAGACCUGGUGUGGAAGCCCCACUCCCCGCUCUGCCCCCAGCCACAAGCUCAUGGCCACGGAACAAGGCAAGAGUCUUCCAUCUGCCCCUGAGGAUGCAAAGGAAGAGGGCCUGGAAGCCCAGAUCAGCCGCUUGGCAGAGCUGAUUGGGAGGCUGGAGAGCAAGGCACUGUGGUUUGACCUGCAGCAGCGCCUCUCAGACGAAGACGGAACCAACAUGCUGGUCCGGCAGGAGAUGGCCGUGUGCCCCGAGCAACUGAGCGAGUUCCUGGAUUCCCUGCGCCAGUAUCUGCGGGACACCGCGGGAGAGAGGAGCUGCUUCCACAUCGCUGCCGUGAGGCUCUCAGACGGCUUCACCUUUGUUGUCUAUGAGUUCUGGGAGACGGAGGAAGAGUGGAAGAGGCACCUGCAGAGCCCCGUGUGCAAGGCAUUCCGGCACGUCAAGGUGGACACGCUGAGCCAGCCCGAGGCCCUCUCCAGGAUCUCAGUGCCAGGUAGGAGGCGAAGGUCUAGAACCAGUGGCCACCUGCAUAGAGAGAACAGGGAACAGCACCAGAUGCUGCCCCUGCAGGCCAGAGCCUUCCCUGCUUGCUGCUGGGAGGAACUGUGGCCCAAUGCUAGGUGUGCAGAGAGGGUCCUGCGGGACAGUAGAGUGACCAGGUCACAGCCAGCUCUGAGGCGGCCCCAGCCUGCAGCAGGGGUGGAUGCCAGAGCUUGCACUGGAACACCCCGCCCUCCACGUCUAGCCAGACUGAAUGUUCCUUCCCAGGAGUGUGGUUCACACCCGGGUGACCAGUGAGCACCCAUGUAUCACACAACGGCCUAAAGCCUCCCACUAUGGACGGCCAGGGCUCUGAGUUGCCAGCCGUAUGAAGGGCUUUUCUGCUUGCAGCUGCCAGGGAAGCAGAUGUUUCCCAGGGCGCUGGUGAGGGGAGAUCUACCACCACAUGCCCUUCCAGAUGCCCACCACCCGCUAGGAGGCUGCCCCAUGCUCAGUGCUCUAUCUA
Saimiri boliviensis boliviensis (Bolivian squirrel monkey) is the source of this 1659-nucleotide messenger RNA. The record is from RefSeq and is a predicted model, not a curated record. NCBI's taxonomy places the organism in Eukaryota, Metazoa, Chordata, Mammalia, Primates, Cebidae.